ACUGGAUCCUGGACUUCCUGACGGGCUGCCUCCAGGUGGUAAGGAUCUAUGAGGCCUUCAGCCAGGAGAGCUCUCCCAUGGAACAGGAAGUGAUGCGCAUAUACUCCUCCUCCCCCCCUCCGCUGGACGACGAAUCAGGGGGAGAGGAGGUCGAUGACGUGUUUGGGGAUUUCUCUGGGGGUGUGGCAAUGUCAUCCAACCAGCCGUGCCCCUCCACAACAGACCCCGCCUCCCCGACCCCAUCAACGGUGCGCUUUAGUGUUAGUAACUCCUCCUCUUUCGCCGGAACUACCCAUAGCAACGGAAUCUCAAAACAGUUCCGAGCAGCUGACGACCUGAAGAAGCCACGGGCGCCUGUGGUGGACCAAUCACAGCCCGCUAAUACUGGGACCUCAGAGAUUGGCAGGGUUCGGCCGGGGUCGGAGGUCAAAGGGCAGCCCUGUCAUUGCAACCUCCCUGACCUCCCUCUCACCAAUGGGUUUACCAAUCGACAUCACCAGGGAACUAUGUCUGCAGGUCUUAUACCGGCUGGGCAUAGCUCCCCCAGCCAGGAGCAGGGGUUUGCAGAUUUCUCUGCAUUCGCCGAGCCAGAGAUGGAGCUGGAGCCCUGGUGCUGCGGCUUCACUCACAGUACAGAGCACAGGAAGGACGGCAGGACAGAAAGGACAAACCUAACCAAUGGUUUCUGCAAUGCACACUCAGUCCAGAAGGACAUAGAGCAGAUGGCCAGAAUAGAGCCUGGCGGGCCUGACUCUCAAUGUUUAGCAGAGCAAGGGGAGAGGGACUGCACUGGAGUCCAGCAACACUGUAAGCUGAGGGGCCACCCUCAGGACUCUGGCCUCUUAGCCACCACAGAGGUGCUCUGUGUUAGGGGUGAGGGCCUGGAGGAGCCUGGAGAGAGGGCACUCAGCAUCAACAGGGAUAGCACGCUUACACAGGACCCAGAACUGGGAGGGAGGAGGGUGGAGGAGGAGGAAGAUAAGGAGAGCGAAACAGAGAACAGUGUCUCUCCUCUCCCCACCACAGUCAGUGGGUCAGUGAGUGAGGAGUUUGCCUCCUUUGGUGAGGCUGUGUCAGACGCUUUGGAGGAGUUUGGGGACUUUGGCGAGACGGUCUUCACUCCCUUGUCAAUAGGGGAGGAGGAGAAAGAGGAGGUGCAGCGGAGUGACCUCAGGGAGGAGACUGAGACAAAGAUGGUGGAGGAGGAGGAAGAUGAAGAAGAGGACUUUGGAAACUUCAGAGAUGCUGGAUCCUUCCCUAGCCAGGAGGACUUUGCUGACUUCAACCAAUCGGAGUCCAGAACACAGGAGGGCUUCGGCGACUUUGACCAGGACUAUUCUGAGGACCCAGGUCCGACCCAGGCAUGUGGGGAGGAGGUUGGACAUGGAGACCUUCCCCUCAGCGACAGCUUUGCAGACUUCCACUCUGCUCCCCUGGAGGGCUGGGGGGCGUUUGGGGACCAGAGAGGUCUGUCAGAGGGGGAGACCUGGGCAGAGUUUGGAGAGGAGGAUAGACCCAGCUGGACAGAAGAGGUGAAGAAAGGGGGAGAGAGAUGUCAGGGAGGUGCUGCUGUACGAAGGGACAGUCUGCAGGCCUCCAUGUCUAUCCGGCUACAGAGAGUCCUGCAGACCAGCUUCCCUGCAGUGGCAGUCCCAGAACUGGAUCAGGAGGGGGAGGAGACUGGGCGGGAGGGGGAGGAGACUGGGCGGGAGGGGGAGGAGACUGGGCGGGAGGGGGAGGGGACUGGGGUGGAGGAGGAGGAGACGGGGGUGGAGGAGGAGGAGACGGGGGUGGAGACUGGGCCUGAGGAAGAGGAGACGAAGGCGCUCAACCGCACUACACACUGGGUUCCUAGGGGCGUGUGGCGGCAGCCUCAGGACCUCCACGAUGCCGUGGGCCUGGGGUUCCAGUGGGGCGGUUCCCAUAGCAACAGGGCCCUGCUCCGCUGUCUGGGGAUGGACACCAGGAACAUGUUGUUCACUGGCCAGAGAAAGCAGCCUGUCAUAGUUCCUGUGUUUGCAACCAGCCUGGGAAUGUUAGAGCCCACCAAAGAGCCGCUGAGACCAGCUGCGGAGAAGACUGCUGCCACAGCACAAGCACUUCCUGGGUCACAGGAAACCACCACCACCUCGUCAAUACAGCAGGGGGCCCCCCAGCCUUGGUCCGAGUUUGACUGGCGCAGCAGUGGCCUUGGCGUCAACCGUCUGGAUGGUACGUCCUCCCACUGA
Molecule: messenger RNA, 2228 nt
Organism: Salmo salar (Atlantic salmon)
Lineage: Eukaryota; Metazoa; Chordata; Actinopteri; Salmoniformes; Salmonidae
Source: RefSeq, a predicted model, not a curated record